GGAGCUCCGGCGCAGUGAUCUUCCCGCACAGCGGCCUCGCCGGCACAUUGCAACUAUGGCCGGCGACACGGAAACACGCCUACGGGACCGGGGCGACAACACCGACGUGAUACGGCAACCUUUUCUCAUCGGUGUCUCCGGGGGCACCGCCAGCGGAAAGUCGUCUGUGUGCGAGAAGAUCAUGGAGCUACUGGGCCAGAACAAGAUCGACCACCACCAGAGGCAGGUGGCCAUCCUCAGCCAGGACAGCUUCUACAAGGUGCUGACCCCGGACCAGAAGGCCAAGACGCUCAAGGGCCAGUACAACUUUGACCAUCCAGAUGCCUUCGACAACGACCUGAUCAUGCAGACUCUGCGGCAGAUCCUGCAGGGGAAGACUGUCCAGAUUCCAGUUUAUGAUUUUGUCACUCAUUCCAGGAAGGAGGAGUUCAUCACGGUGUACCCGGCUGACGUGGUGUUGUUUGAGGGCAUCCUGAUGUUCUACUCGCAGGAGAUCCGCGACCUGUUCCAGAUGAAGCUGUUUGUGGACACCGACCCAGACACUCGGCUCUCUCGCAGAGUUCUCCGAGACAUCGGUGAGCGCGGGCGAGAGCUGGAGCAAGUGCUGGCGCAGUACAUCACCUUCGUGAAACCGGCGUUCGAGGAGUUCUGCCUCCCCACUAAGAAGUACGCGGACGUGAUCAUCCCCCGAGGAGCGGACAACCUGGUGGCCAUCAACUUGAUAGUCCAGCACAUCCAGGACAUCCUCACCGGCGGCCCCAGCAAGCGCCACAACGGCUGCACCAACGGCCUCAGCACCCCUCGCCAGCGGCGGACGUCCGAGUCCAGCAGCCGGCCGCAUUGACCCGGCCGCGCCUCUCUUCCCCGGGAGGAGAGGGUGUAAAUAACGCAUCAUUGUAUUUAAGAUGAGCCGGAGGAAAAAAAGAAAGAUUUGCAUCCACAAUCCAAAUGCCUUUUUAUUACCAUGACUACUCCUUGUUCUUAGUUCUUCAUUGUCCCAUUUUCUAUGGAUUCUCCUUGCAAGACCACCUUUUGUUUCAAUGUAUCCCCUUCACUUGUUUUUUUUUUAAUUAUAUAUUUUAAACUGAUAAAACUUGAACCCCCGCUUGAUUGGGAGUGUGGUAAAUAUUUGUUCAGCAAACCCAGAUUGCACUUUGGAUUUGUUUGGUAAUCUCGGGCUUGUGUUCAUUGUGAAGUAUUUAGUUCAACACUACCGCAUCUGGAACUUAACUCAACUCGCCUGUCAACCAGUGUACUGACGUGGAAUGGCCGUGACGUCAUUGAACUGCACAAGUGGCUGCGUGGUCAAAUAUAAACUUGGCUUUACCGGAGGAAUUCGUCGUGACGGCGGACGUGUACUCAGGUUAAUACAAGGUCAUCGCCGCAGCAAUACCCGUGAGGCUCCACCACAAUGCCUCCGCAAAGUUGCCUCAGGUGAACGCGCACAGCAAGUAAUCGCCAUCGUUUCCGGUGCCACUUCCGGUUACAAUAAAAAAAAUAGCUUUGAAUCAUUUUUCUAUUCGGCGUUGCAUAUUUAUUUUGUAUUGUUCGACUGACUGGAUUAUUUGUACAGUUAAAAGAUGAGUGUGAAUUGUAAAUUAAAGACUGAUUGACGUUGCAAUGUAGUCAAUAAACGGAUGUCACCAAG
Molecule: messenger RNA, 1648 nt
Organism: Entelurus aequoreus (snake pipefish)
Lineage: Eukaryota; Metazoa; Chordata; Actinopteri; Syngnathiformes; Syngnathidae
Gene: uck2b
Product: uridine-cytidine kinase 2b
Exons: 7
Coding region: 56-844 (262 amino acids)
Cellular component (GO): cytoplasm; cytosol
Molecular function (GO): ATP binding; kinase activity
Source: RefSeq, a predicted model, not a curated record